GGCGUUGUGCGAGUAAAUGGCCCAAUGGCCUUGGUCGUAUCAGCAAUGGCCAAUUACGACAAGCGUUAUCACAGACCAAAAUUCUGACAGACGCCAUGAUUCUUGUUUUCCUUCAGUGAGUAACAGCUGACCCGAAGUGAAUUAGAAACAAAGGAAACGUAACAUACUCGCCAUCGAUGAUUGGUAUGCUCAUACAGUAUUACAGGGAUGCCCAAGGAAAAAUAUGAUCUGCCCGACCCGAGGCGGAUGUACACGAUAAUGUCCACUGAUGAGGCAGCCAACGGGAAGAAGUCAUACUGGGCUGAGCUCGAAAUCAGUGGUAAAGUGAGGAGUCUGAGCACCUCGUUAUGGACGUUGACUCACCUCACUGCUCUUCAUAUCGGCGAUAACUCCCUCUGUCGUAUCCCGCCCGAUAUUGCCAAACUUCAAAACCUGGUGUACCUGGACCUCUCAUCCAACAAGAUCAGGAGCCUGCCUGCCGAGCUUGGCGACAUAGUGUCUCUCAGGGAACUUAUUUUAAACAACAACCAGUUGAGGGUUCUACCUUUUGAGCUUGGAAAACUGUUUCAGUUACAAACACUGGGAUUAAAAGGAAACCCACUUGCACAAGAAAUAUUGAACCUCUACCAGGAGCAUGAUGGCACAAGGAAACUGCUCAACUACCUUCUGGGCAAUCUGUCAGGGACUAAACAAGUCAGCUCAGAGCAGCCUCCGCCCAGAUCAUGGAUUGUUCAGGCCGAGCCGGACCGGGCAAGAACAGCAGCCCUGUUCUCAGUGAUGUGCUACAACGUGCUGUGUGAUAAGUACGCCACGCGCCAGCUGUACGGCUACUGCCCCUCUUGGGCCCUCAACUGGGAGUACAGGAAGAAGUCAAUCAUGCAGGAGAUCCUGAACUGCAGUGCUGACAUCAUCAGCCUACAGGAAGUGGAAACAGUUCAGUACUACAGCUAUUUCCUGCCAGAGCUGAAGGAGCAAGGUUACGAGGGCUUCUUUAGCCCUAAGUCCCGUGCCAGGACCAUGUCAGAGUGCGACCGCAAGCAUGUGGACGGCUGCGCCAUAUUUUACAGAACCGAAAAAUUCAGCCUGGUACAGAAACACACGGUGGAAUUCAACCAGCUGGCUAUGGCCAACUCUGAGGGCUCUGAGGCCAUGCUCAACAGAGUCAUGACUAAGGACAACAUUGGUGUGGCUGCGCUUCUAGAGAUGCGCAAGGAGAUGAUGGAGCAGUGUGCGGGGAAGUCUCUGCACGGCAUGGAGAAACAGCUCCUCCUGGUGGCCAACGCCCACAUGCACUGGGACCCGGCAUACUCGGACGUCAAGGUGGUCCAGACCGUCAUGUUCCUGUCUGAGGUGAAGAACAUCGUAGACAAGGCCACACGCAGCCUCAAGCUCUCCUCCAUCUCCGGGGAGGCCAACGCCGUCCCACUCGUCCUGUGUGCUGACCUCAACUCACUGCCUGACUCUGGUGUGGUGGAGUUCCUGAGCUCGGGUGGAGUGGACAGCACCCACAAAGACUUUCAGGAGCUGCGCUACAUCGACAGCUUGACGAACUUCAACUGCAACGGAAAGAACGGCGCGUCCAACGGCAGGAUCACCCACGACUUCAAGCUGAAGAGUGCCUAUAAAAACGGCCUGAUGCCUUACACCAACUAUACUUUCGACUUCAAGGGCAUCAUUGACUACAUCUUCUACUCUCAGCCUACGCUCAAUGUGUUGGGGGUUCUGGGCCCUCUGGAUCCUCACUGGCUCCAUGAGAACAAUAUCAGCGGCUGUCCCCACCCCCACAUCCCCUCCGAUCACUUCUCCCUGUUUGCACAACUGGAGCUGCUCUUUCCCAACCCGUCGUCAGUCAACAGAAUCCACCUGCCAGGGCGCAGGUAGUUUUCAGAGCCACGAGGGAGCUGAUGCUCUAAUCUUGUUCUAUUUUUCCUGAAAAGUCGAUUAAGAAUAUUCUGGAUAAAUCUAUGUACAAUCAGAGGGGGCGGGGGGUACGGCAAUCAUUCCCCCCCCCCCCCAAGGAUUUUAACUGAAGCAAAAGCUCACGGCAAGCUCAACGAUAAGUCUUUACCUCCUUUCCUGGGCACAAUUUGAUGUUGUAUUUUUUUCCGCACCAUAUCACACUUUGCAGUCCUUGGUGUUAUAUCGUUUUUACAUCACCUACAGAUAAGUUGUUGAAUUGUAUUGUGUGGCAAAUGGUAAAAUCUAAAAGUGAGAUAUUUUGAUAGGGAAGGAGUCGUGUCGCCACACUCCAGCCCGAGCAAACAGGUACAUCUCAAGUUGCCACCGAUCAACUAGAUAAACCCACGAGGCCGAUAUACCUGUUUUUAACCAGAGUCUGUCUCAGCCUCUGCAACUCCAAAUCCAUUCCCUUGCAUUGCUGUAUCUUGCCAUAAAGGUGUGUUGAAUAGUGUAGCAGGUUUGGAGGUGCUGGAGAGAGCAGGCCAAACGUUAUUUUUCCACCUGCUGAUGCGGAGACCACCUCUCCAGGUGCUAAAAGCCUGUCCUCUAACUCAGCGGCUCCAUUUUAUACUGAGUGGCGCAAUUGCUCACUCCUGUUCUGGUUUUUAUAGCCUAAUAUGAACAGAGUAAAAUUAAGGGACCACUUUUUUAAUAUUUCAAAGCAUUUUUACCUUCUAAUCACACAUCAUGUGCCAUACAGAGCCAUCAUUUGAAUCUAGCGUCAGAUAUUCAAAUAUUACGACAACCACCUGUUAUUCACUCAGUGACCAUUAGUGGUUCUUAGUGACGGGGCUUAGGGAUUUAGAAAAGGGAAAAUGGUCAGUCUGACUUGACAGCUUCCCAACAUGUUGUCCUAGGCCAGAGAGCCCAUCUCUGACCGCAUAGCUGUGUAGCCAUAUGGAAUUGGUCAGGUGCCAAGUUGUGUUAAGUUGCGUUAUGGUUUAAUGCUGGGUGGACAGCCCCCUAAAAACAUGCUCCAACAGACAGAGCUGUAGCACUGUCUUAGAGGCAGGUAACAAAUGUCAAUUUUAAAGACAUCCAUGCUCUAAACAGGGUUAUUCCUUUCCAUUACUAAUAGUUUAUUGUUUGAUACAGAAACUUGGACUCAACUUGAUUGUAUAUGAACUGCAGAAGUCAUAAUAUGCUGCGUUAUUUUGUAAGUAUGGUCAGUUUUUGCAAAAAUGAUUGUAUUGUAAAUUUUAAGGCAACAUUUGUCUCCAUUUUAAAGUUAAAGAAAUAUAAAAGUCCAGCUUGUACAAUAGUUUUUUUUUUCAGGUUUCUGCUGUUGAAAUUUGUCUCUAACGUAUUUAGGUCUGUUUUUAUCAUGUCUUCAUUGUUUUCGGAGGAAGCCGAUCAUGAAGAAGCCUCAGUCUUGUGUAAAAUGGUUCUAUCUGACUCCUGAACUCAGGCCAUUCUCUUUUUAAGUUUUGUUUCAUGUUAUGUUUUUUUUGUCUACUGCUAGACCUACAGUGUUGACGCAUUCUACUUCAAGGGCAUGUGUGAAGUCCACUUACAUACAGUACAAAAAAUCCAGAGGUAAAAAUGGGGGCAGAAUGUGUUAUUCUGAAAUAUUGCUCUGAGUCCGUUGUGGUCCAGAACGGUGAUGUGGUCCAGUCCGUUGUGGUCCAGAAUGGUGGCAUGGUCCAGCUCUUUUCCAAAUCACAGUGGAUAUACAGUCGAAGUCGGAAGUUUACAUACACCUAGGUUGGAGUCAUUAACUCAGGAAUUGUGAAACUGAGUUUAAAUGUAUUUGGCUAAGGUGUAUGUAAACUUCAACUGUAUAACAUAUGAUCUGUUUCAAUUAUGGAUAUUUUCUCACAAGGCCAUUUUUCUUGUUUGUUUUUGUUCUGCUCUCCUGAAGUUUAUUUUAUUUGAAGGAUUGAUGAGCACUUUAUUCUAGAACACUAGCGUAGCUACUCGUAUGGCUUUUUUAAAUGACGCUUUUGCCUUUUUGCAAAAGCAUAUUUUUUUAAAUUAAUUUUACCAAGCAGGAGAACUGAUGGAGAGAGUACGGUCUUGGUCCUUUUCUGUUGUCCCUUUUUUUUACAAUUAAAAAAUCUGGUUGUUUUCAACAAAAGCAAUGUAUCUGUUUAAUUAUAUUGGAUUGCUGAUGGUGUUGUAACUAAGAUUUUUUUGGUGUGAAAUUGUCAAGAUGCAUCACGUUUCCUUUCUUUGACAUGAAGUAAGUGUGUGUGUUACAUAGACGUAGUAGUAUGAUUGGUUUCUUUCUUUGCUCAUUUUUUUACUUUUGUGUAAUUCUUAAACCAAAUGUCGUUUUGUAAAAAUGUUGGCACACCGAAUUCUAGAUUUGUAUGGAUGAUUUAAACAGUAUUUUUAAAGAAAAAAAACGAUUGGCAAAUAUCUAGAGAAAAUAAUCACCGAUAAAUAAAGAUUUGUCAUUGUCACAAAAUGAGAUCAACUUUUAGCUUUGUAAAAUGUUAUCGGGUGCUGGUACUGGGUAGGGGAUGUCUUGCUAGUAGCUGAAGAGCUGGCUGGCGUAAAAGGCUAUUUGCUUGUAGAUGUGCAGCAUUUUGAGGUUCCACUGACUUUUAGCCAACAUUUAUCAGACAAUUUGUCCCUUACACUGUUUCCCUGGCAGACCCUAGAGCAGGGCUCUCCGACCCUGUUCCUGGAGAGCUACCCUUCUGUAGAUUUUCACUCCAACCCCAGUUGUAAUUAACCUGAUUCAGCUUAUCGACCAUCUAAUUAUUAGUCAGGCGUGCUAGAAAACCUACAGGACGGUAGCUCUCCAGGAACAGAAUUGGAGAGCCCUGCUCUAGGGGGACUGGAGAUGUUUGACGGGUGCUACUGUUAGCACAGCCUAGUUGGCAACGUUGAGCUACUCCCUGGCACUACUUUAGGUGUCUUGACUUCAUCUCUAGCCAUUUCUCUUACGUUUGAUAACCGGUGCGUGUAUGGCCACCACCGUCAUUGGCAGAAUAUGAAUUUGAUGCGACUGACAGAUUUGUGGCGCGCCUCAUCCGUCCUUAUGAAUAGUUGACCAGAACAUGCCAAUAAUAAUGCUUUAAACUCAACUUUUUGCACGAGUUUCCAGUUUGUAAUGCUUUUGCAGAAGUAUUUGGCAGAAAUUACAAUAUCCCUGUCUUUUCCAUUUUUGUCGUCUUUUCCAUGCUAUUUCCCAAUCCAUUUACCUUUCUUUCUGAAAGUAGAGGUAGAAAUGCAGUGGUUAGGCUUGUGGCCAGCUGAAAGGGAAGAACUGUAUAGAGGUAAUGCACUGGACCAACUCUUGUUGACCAUUUUUAUGGAAUACCAGCAACAAACUUGCACAAUGUUUAAACAAUAAUAAUAUAUAUAUACACACACACAACAUAAUGGCAGCUGUUUUUAAUUAAACAAUUAAAUACAUAUUAUGUAAAGUGAAAUUGUUUACCAUGUCAUCCUCCAGUUUUCUUGGUUCGCUUCACUAGUUGUUUAUAACUGGGUCAGUUUGUUUCACUAGUUGUUUAUAACUGGGUCCGUUUGCUUCCUUUAAACCUCUGUAUUUUUCCUAUUUCUGGUUGAAAAUAAAUGCUAUAUCUGUUUUAAAUCUA
This is a messenger RNA of Salvelinus namaycush (lake trout), 5510 nucleotides long. RefSeq names its product CCR4-NOT transcription complex subunit 6-like. Gene Ontology annotation, cellular component: cytoplasm; CCR4-NOT complex; nucleus. Gene Ontology annotation, molecular function: poly(A)-specific ribonuclease activity; protein binding. The transcript is spliced from 12 exons. Gene Ontology annotation, biological process: nuclear-transcribed mRNA poly(A) tail shortening. Bases 208 to 1881 code for a protein of 557 amino acids. The record is from RefSeq and is a predicted model, not a curated record. NCBI's taxonomy places the organism in Eukaryota, Metazoa, Chordata, Actinopteri, Salmoniformes, Salmonidae.